AUGUCGAUAUCCAAGCCUACCAUUACUACUGCUACAACAAUUGCAAUAGAGAGCGCAUCUACUACUGCUUUUGUAGGAGCGACUGGAAUAAAAGAAGAGCUUCAACAAAGCCAAGCACCGACCCUAUUGGAUCAGCAUUACAGUGAAGAUGAAGAUACAGCAACCGACACAGGUAGAACGUUCAGCACUUUAGCAGAGCCUGCAGCUCCAUUGCUCCAUACUACCUUCCAACAUCAUCAAGACGAAGAAGAGGAAGAAGAAGAGGAAACACCUUUCAUGUAUUUCAAAAAUAUCAUGAAGGAUGCACAGAAUAGUAACAGAGUAUCUCGGUAUCAAAAUACUUAUUUCAUGGAUGGAGGCCAUCGAUUUAUUUCUUUGCCAACAUUGGGCAGCUCUUCUAAAGCAGCAUCACACAUUUCGCGAAUUUUUGAGGAUUGGUUACAAGCCAAACUAUACCACCAAAACACAAUUCUUUAUGACGGUAUUUUGGAUGAUCGCUUACCCAUCCUGGAAGACUCUGUCGAGCUCAUAGCCGAAGACAUCAUCAACAAAUUAAAAUCACGCAGCUCUAUACGUGGACUGGCAGGGCUUUCACGUAUAUAUAUGAAGAUAAGAACAGGUCAUGUGUACACAUAUCACCAGUCCGAUGACGGACAACCACUCAUCACGGCGGAUAUGGAAGAUUUCUUUCAGCAAUUUCCCUUAUUUGUAGAGAUCAUCAUUGAUAUCAUGCCUCGAGACUACUCUUCUCAACGUUUUACAGGCUGUGAUGAUGUAGAAGUCUUAUUGUCAUUGGAGAACAUUACGAUUAAUCCCUCUGAACCGUAUUAUAUAAAAGAGAGUAUUCCUUUGAUUGUUUGA
Mycotypha africana is the source of this 861-nucleotide messenger RNA. RefSeq lists its product as uncharacterized. The coding region runs from base 1 to 861 and encodes 286 amino acids. The transcript has 3 exons. The record is from RefSeq and is a predicted model, not a curated record. NCBI's taxonomy places the organism in Eukaryota, Fungi, Mucoromycota, Mucoromycetes, Mucorales, Mycotyphaceae.